Molecule: messenger RNA, 1388 nt
Organism: Miniopterus natalensis
Lineage: Eukaryota; Metazoa; Chordata; Mammalia; Chiroptera; Miniopteridae
Source: RefSeq, a predicted model, not a curated record
CGCUGUGGACCUCAGUUUUAUAUCAAGUGCAGUAGCUUCACCAGUUUACGUGUUUUCAACGGCGAGUUAACAGCUCUCUCCUCCCCGAUGGGCUCCAGGUUGUCGCUGAGGACCAAGUUCUGAGUAAAACGCAGUGCGUAAGGGAGUUGAAUCUCUUUGGGGUAGUGUGGUCAACUAGUGUGAGUUAGCCCCUGGUAACAGUUUUGUUUAUGUCAGCAAGUGUAUCCAGUAGAAGGAAUUAUGACUUAAACUUCACCGAGGCUGCAGCUUUCGCUGGCAGCUGUGUAAACUGAACGUGGGAGGCCCUUGUCAGUGAGUCAGACUUUGGUUUCAUGAAAAUCUGAAUCGGGGUGAGCUUCAUAAAGUAGGAAUCGAAAGGAUUGAAAAACAGUGCACCUCAAUGGGGUUGAUUCCAAAAGAGCUGGUACUUGUGCUCCUUCCAGCUCCCUAUUUUUCUUUGCUGAAAGAAAAGAGUUUGUGUAGCUUUAGUCCCCUGCGGGGGCCUGGGAUAACAGGGACAUUUAAUGUUCCCUACAGAGAUGCUUGUGUGCUUGCUUUUGCUGUCAGUUCUAAAUACCAGUGACCAAAGUCAGGCUCCCCUUGCUUUCCUCCUAACUGGCCUAAUUUUUGUAGGUGCUACUCUGCUCUGCUGUCUGUGUUUUGGACACUUUCUCAUAAUGGAGUUCCCUGAUUUGGGGAGACAUUGUUCAGAAAAGACUUGCAAGCAGCUAGAUUUCCUUCCGUUAAAAUGCGAUGUAUGUGAACAAGAUUUCUGUAAAGAGCAUUUCACCUACGCUGCACAUAAAUGCCCCUUUGCAUAUAAGAAGGAUGUCCAGGUCCCAGUAUGCCCGUUGUGUAACAACCCAAUUCCAGUGAAAAGGGGAGAGAUACCAGAUGUGGUCGUCGGUGAGCACAUUGAUAGGGAUUGUAAAUACUGUCCCGGGAAGAAAGAGAUUUUUACAUACCGGUGCUCAAAAGAGGGAUGUAAGAAGAAAGAGAUGCUGCCAGUGGCUUGUGAACAGUGUCGUGGCAACUUCUGUUUUAAGCACAGACAUCCUCUGGAUCACAGCUGCACACGGGGGAGCAGACCCACCAGCCUAGCCGGGUGCUCAGCUGCGAGAGCCUCUGACUCCAGACCAUCUGGCGCUUUGAACACACUGUCUUCCUGUUGGCUGGCCCAGCGACUCAGGUCGAAAGUAAGGAGGUGACAUGCCUGUAUCUGUUCCAGCUGGCGCGUUAGCUUAUUUUUGUAUCUUUCAUUAACGAGAUAACCUUGGUGGUCUGGUGCUGUCAUACUUCACGACAAAGGUCUGAAACUUUGUAAACUUUUCCAAUGAAAUGUAUAAAUCCCUUCCACAAAAUAAACAAUCAGAAGGGCCUUAAUAUUC